AUCUUAUAGUAAAUGGUAACAAUUCUAAAUUCUGUUUACUUCAAUCAAAGCUUUAAAUCCCGGUAGGAAUACAUGUUUUAACGAAUCUUAAGGAAAGACAAUAUUACUAUUCCCCCACUUGAGAUAUAAAAUGGCAGCGACAUUUUCAGAAGAGAACGCAUCUGAUGAACUGACCGCAUCAUUUAAAUCAUGUUUCGAGAACAGUCUUGAAGUUUACUGUCUACCUUGUGACCAGAAGAGACAUAAACUGGUAUUUGCUAAAUGUGUCUGUACAGUCUGUGAUGAACAUAUGUGCUGGGAUUGUUUUAAUUCACACACACACCAUUCACUCUCUAAAAAUGAUACGUUUCCAGAUGAAAAUAAUAUACCUAAUACUUUACUCCAAGGUUCUGCAACUGUCGACUUUGUUACGACUGAUGACUUAACAGAACCCUGUCAAAAACAUAAAGACGAAACGAUCAAGUUCUACUGUCAGGACCAUAAAGAAUUUCUUUGUAAUGUUUGUGUUACUCUUGGACAUCGACCUACUUCUUGCAAAGUCAACUACAUUCCUGGUAUAUCUAAAAGGGUCAUUGACAGCCAGGAAUACCAAGAAACGUUAAAGCACAUUUACACAAUUUCAGACAAUUUUCUAGAAAUGAAAGAACACGCAACACAUACUAUUUCAAAAUCUGACGAAUCAUUGUCAGGAGUAUUAGAUGACAUCAAGAAGUUCCGAAAGGAAAUCAACGAAAGACUAGACGAACUUGAACAACAAGCGGAAGAUGCUGCUAUGCGUAUCCUUCAAGAAAAUAGGAAAAACCUGAAUAAAGUAGACACAGCUUGCUCAGAUGUAACCAUAUUUCUAGAGAAAGCAGCUAAUGAACUCAGACAACUUAACACAUCAAAACAAUCAGAUAAACUUUUCGUCGAACUAAAGCGUGCUGAGGAAAUGGUAAAACAAUACGAAAUAAAGUUUGAAGAAUUCACCAACUUUGAUAUAAAAGAAUUUAACUUCAAGCCAAAUGAGGCAAUAUCAAGCCUUUUGUCCGUAAAAGAAACGAAUCUUGGUACGUUUUCACCGAUACCUUUACAAAUGAAAUCCAGGCUAAUCUGCAAUCAAUCAAAGAUCUGCGCUCAGACGCUCAGAGAAAAACAGAUGUGCUCUAUAACUGGAAUGACUCUUGUUUCUCCGGAACUUCUUGCUAUCGCCGACAACAGAAACAUGACUUUGAAACUGGUAGACGUAUGCAAUCAACGGUUGACAGCUCUAUUAAACUUGUAUACCGAACCAUGGGAUGUCACCACAAUUUCUAAUGACGAAGUUGCUGUAACUCUUCCUAGCAAACAAACAAUUCAAUUCUUAUCAGUGUCGUCAAACAAACUAAUAAAGAAACAUACAAUACAAACGGAUGGAGAAUGUUAUGGUAUAAGUUGUAAUCAAGGUAAAAUGGUUGUUUCAUUCAAUGAUCCAGCAAAACUCCAGAUUAUUGACAUCGACGAUAAUACUGUUCUGACAACUGUUGGAGCAGGACUUACAUUCAUUAAACCAUUAUAUGUCAUAGCAAAUGAAAUAUCUAUAUAUGUUACUGACGGAGAAAUGAGAAAGCUGCUCAGGUUAAAUUGGCAAGGUGAUGCGAUAAGCAGCUAUGGGGAUAUGAAAAACCCUUCAAAAAUCGCGUUUUCUGAUAGUGGUACAGUCUUUGUGUGUGACCUGCAGAGAAAUGUUAUAGAAGAGGUGUUAGAAGAUUGCUCAAGGGGAAAGGUUGUGUUGAGGAACGUGAAGAGUCCUCGGGCAAUAUGUUGGUGUCCCGAGACAAACAGGCUGUACAUGAGCUGUGGAACCGAUGACGGAAGAUAUGAUAACGUCAUUCAUAUUUACAAAAUGUUAUAGAUAGAAAAAUGGCGCUAGAUUGUUGUUGUCAACUAGAUAUAUAAAGUAAAUAUAUCAAAACCACUUAAUUUCUUUUCUAAUAAAAUUUUUAUUUGUU
Molecule: messenger RNA, 1970 nt
Organism: Ruditapes philippinarum (Manila clam)
Lineage: Eukaryota; Metazoa; Mollusca; Bivalvia; Venerida; Veneridae
Exons: 2
Coding region: 131-1873 (580 amino acids)
Molecular function (GO): zinc ion binding
Source: RefSeq, a predicted model, not a curated record